This is a messenger RNA of Orcinus orca (killer whale), 671 nucleotides long. RefSeq names its product V-type proton ATPase subunit e 1-like. Gene Ontology annotation, biological process: proton transmembrane transport. NCBI's taxonomy places the organism in Eukaryota, Metazoa, Chordata, Mammalia, Artiodactyla, Delphinidae. The transcript has a single exon. Bases 28 to 273 code for a protein of 81 amino acids. Gene Ontology annotation, cellular component: proton-transporting V-type ATPase, V0 domain. Gene Ontology annotation, molecular function: proton-transporting ATPase activity, rotational mechanism. The record is from RefSeq and is a predicted model, not a curated record.
CAGAGGCUGGUACCUCCCACAGAAAUCAUGGCAUAUACUGGCCUCACCGUGCCUCUCAUCGUGAUGAGCGUGUUCUGGGGCUUCGCCGGCUUCCUGAUGCCCUGGUUCAUCCCAAAGGGUCCCAACCGGGGAGUUAGCAUCACCAUGUUGGUGACCUGUUCCGUUUGCUGCUAUCUCUUUUGGCUGAUUGCAAUUCUGGCCCAACUCAACCAUCUCUUUGGACCACAGGUGAAAAAUGAAACCAUCUGGUACCUCAAGCAUCAUUGGGCUUGAGGAAGAAGACCUGCUCACCAGUGCUCAGUCGCUGAGGUCACGAAGAGAACUCCUCUGGGUGCAAAAUCACCUCCAUACGCAGACCACCUUCCUUGCCUCGCCCACUUUGGCCAUCAGCUGCCUUAAACGUUCCCACCACAUUUGAAUAUCUUAUUCUACAAUGCAGUAUUUUUUCCUAUCACAUUUUUUACACUUUGAUGAAUGAUGUAUCUAUUGAAUCUAAACUGUGCUGCCUCUAUAAAAUGUUUAUGUACUCUUCCAAGAUAGAAAGUGCUGUUCUUCUGAGAAAUAACGUUACUCUCUCCUUGGAAAGUGUGGAUUUGAAGAUGGUUCCUGCCUGCUCACAACACGAGAAUCAGAGAAGUGUUUAAAAACUGUUACAUGACAAUAAGACUCCA